Molecule: messenger RNA, 4996 nt
Organism: Oryzias melastigma (Indian medaka)
Lineage: Eukaryota; Metazoa; Chordata; Actinopteri; Beloniformes; Adrianichthyidae
Product: protocadherin-10
Exons: 4
Coding region: 715-3666 (983 amino acids)
Biological process (GO): homophilic cell-cell adhesion
Cellular component (GO): plasma membrane
Molecular function (GO): calcium ion binding
Source: RefSeq, a predicted model, not a curated record
GAAGGCAAACAGACACAACUGUUUUGAGUGUGGAUGCUGACACGGAGAUGUGGCAAACAGAGAACUUUAAAUAGGAUCAAGCUGAGUGCAGGAGGAAGGGAAUUUGGGAUUUCUUGCUGCCAGAAUAUCGUAUUUAUUGAAUGCGCAGCAGUUCAGCAUCCUCAUAUUUCAGAUUUUCCUGUAUAGUCCCUUCUCGAUUCAUUAUUUCCUUACUGGGAGUGUUUCAAGCAAUGCUUUACCACUUCUCCAUUCAUUACAGAGAUAACUUCUCCCUCAGUUUUGUGAGUUGGGCCGAGCAAAACACUGAAGAAAGGUGUUGGAUAGGAUUAUGUUCCAUCGGAGUUCAAAAAUGAUGAAACACUCUUAUAAGAAAUUGAAUGUAGUACUUUUGACCCAAGGGCAAAGCCCGGAGGCUGUGACAUGAAUUUGAUCGGGCUAGUAGGCAGGGAAGAUUAUCCGAGCAGAUGUCGUUUCCCCUCUAUUGAAAGAGUGGGGCCAAUAAUAAAGGCGCGCGCACGCAGACGCGCAAGACGCGCACAAAUCUCAGAGAUAGGCUUAUAGCCUUUAUUUCUCUCCUCUGUUUUCUCCUAGGCAGACAGGCAGGCAGACAGGGAGGGAGGGAGGCAGGCGCUGCUCCAGUUUCACCAAACCUCAAGUUAUCUUGAUGACUCCACAGUUUUGACACGUUUCUGAUUGAAUCAUCUUUGCGCGCAGAUGGAUGCCAAGAAAAAAUGGCUCGUCUUGUGCCAUUUCGCGCUGUUCACUUGUUUCUUGGACCCAGUCUGGGGACAGAUCCGAUACUCCAUCCCAGAGGAGCUGGAGCACGGAGCUUUUGUUGGAAACAUUGCGGAGGACCUGGGGCUGGAUUUGAACAAACUCUCCGCGCGCCGGUUCCGGAUAGUGUCGGGUUCCAAAAAGCAAUAUGUGGAGGUGAACCUGGAGAACGGGGUUUUGUUUGUCAAUGAAAGAAUCGAUCGGGAGGAGCUGUGCGAGCAGAGUUCUUCUUGCUCUUUUCACUUGCAAGUGGUGAUAGAAAACCCCCUGGAGCUGUACAGGGUGGAGAUUGAGAUUCUGGAUGUGAAUGACAACGCUCCCAGCUUCCCGUGGACGGAGUUUAAUCUGGAUAUAUCGGAGUCUGCCGCCCCAGGAUCCCGCUUUCCUCUGGAGAGCGCGCAAGACUUGGAUGUUGGCUCCAACUCGCUGCGCACGUACCUGCUGAGCGUAAACGAGCAUUUUUACUUGGACAUACAGACGCGCAGCGAUGGCAGUAAAUUUGCAGAACUGGUCCUGCAGGCUCCUCUGGACAGGGAGCAGCAGAGCGCGCAUCAGAUGGUGCUCACCGCAGUGGACGGAGGCGCACCGGAGAGAUCUGGCACUGCGCAGAUUGACAUCACCGUUUUGGACGCCAACGACAACGCGCCGGUUUUUGAUCAGUCAUUUUACAGAGUCCGACUCGCCGAAAACGCGCCAAAAGGCACAGUUGUGAUCAAACUUAACGCGUCCGAUUUGGAUGAGGGUCCCAACGCGGACAUCACUUACUCCUUCAGUGGACACGCUCCCAUCAAAGUGCGCCAGCUUUUCAGCGUGGACCCGCGCACUGGGGAGAUCAAAGUCAAAGGAGUGAUUGAUUAUGAAAAAUCGAGGAUGCAUGAAAUUUACGUCCAAGCUAAAGAUAAAGGUCCUUCUGCCGUGGCGGUGCACUGCAAAGUGCUGGUGAACGUCCUGGAUAAAAACGACAACCUCCCAGAGGUGAUCCUCACCUCUGUGUCCACACCUGUGCUGGAAGACGCGCCGCCCGGGACGGUCAUCGCCGUCAUCAGCGUCGUGGACAAAGACUCGGGUGAAAACGGGAACGUGGACUGUGAGAUCCCUCAUCACGUGCCGUUUCAGCUUCAUUCAUCUUUUAAGAACUACUACACUUUAGUGACUUCUGAUUUCCUGGACAGAGAGGCGAUCACAGACUACAACAUCACCUUAACCGCGCGUGACGCGGGUUCUCCACCUCUGUUCACGCGCAAAAACAUCAUCGUCCAGGUGUCUGACGUGAAUGACAACGCGCCCCGCUUCAAGCAGCCGUCCUACACGGUAUACCUGACUGAGAAUAACGCGCCAGGAGCGUCCAUCUGCUCCGUGACCGCCGUGGAUCCAGAUUAUGGACAGAAUUCCUAUUUGUCCUACUCUAUCCUAGAGGGGGACAUACAGGGAAUGCCGGUGUCCACGUAUGUAUCCAUAAACUCGGACAGUGGGAACAUUUACGCACUGCGCUCCUUCGAUCACGAGCAGCUGAAAAACUUUCAGGUCACAGUUCAGGCGCAAGAUGCGGGUUUCCCGCCACUCAGCAGCAACGUCUCUGUGCACAUCUUUAUUUUGGACCAAAAUGAUAACGCGCCAAUCAUUGUGUCCCCCGUUGCGCAAAAUGGCACCGCGCCCUACGAAGUUGUGCCAAAGUCUGUGGACGCCGGCUAUCUGGUGACUAAAAUCCGCGCCGUGGACGCAGACGCGGGUCAAAACUCGCGCCUGUUCUACCAGCUGCUCCAAGCCACAGACCCGAGCUUGUUCAGCAUCGCUCUGUACACUGGAGAGGUCAGAACCAUCCGCCAGUUAGAGGAGGAGGAGCCCACGAGGCACAGACUGGUCAUCCUGGUCAAGGACAACGGUCAACCCCCCCUGUCGGCCACAGUUUCCAUCAUCCUGUCAGUGGUUGACAGCCUGCCAGACUCGCAGGCCGGUCUGGGUGACCUGUCCCUGAGCGCGCAUCCCAGCUCCAACCUCACUCUCUACUUAAUCGUGGCUCUGGGCGCGAUCUCCUUCACGUCCCUGCUGGCCAUCAUCGUCCUCGUGGCUGUGAGGAGACUGAAGGGCAAGCCGUCAAACAUCGAGUCCGGCUUCCCCUCCAUCCGCUGCCGCUGCUGCUGCGCGCGCACGGAGGAGAGCACCACCACGGAGGUGUUCAAGAAGACCAACCUAAACGUGCGCAUGUCCGCGGGCGCGCCGGGCUGCGCGGAGGCGACCGGCACCAGCGCGCUGCCUCAGGUGUACUGCUACAAAAUGUGCCUGACGCCGGAAUCCUCCAAGAGCGACUUCAUGUUCCUGAAGCCGUGCAGCCCGGUGCUGUCAGUGCAGCAGAACAACGCCAAGAGCACUGACUACCUGACCUCAGGCUGGAGCACGCUGGACCGGAACGAGCUGACCAACAACCGAGCAACGAGCCCGAACGAGUUUAAGUACUCAAACAAGGACUGGACAUUGACCAAAAACCAACGCAACUCAGCUUACAAGAGGUAUAGUGCAGCAAACAUGGAGGCCACUCUUACCCGGCAGCAGAAAUGUGACGCCGAUGGGUUUUCCUGCUCUGUGGCGCCGCAGUACUGGACCUGGGGAAACCACAUGAAUGAUUGUAAGAGGCCCCUUCAAGAAGGAGCGGUUCCAAAUGCUCUGUGGACUCCGAAGUGCCCCCAGCCUCUCUCCGAAGACCUCGACUACCAGCACAACGUCUACAUCCCCGGCGCCACGUCCGGCUACAGCACCCUGAAGCUGACGAGCCGAGGAGAGCUGGACAUGUACAACACCUUCUCAACUUUUGGGAAGAAAAAAAAAUUCAUCUCAAACUACGAGCCGUCUUUAGAUGGAGACGAUGGCAUCAUAACCAAUUCCAUCUUCAGAUAAGAAGUCAGCUCCUGCUCAUGAAUUUGAAAAGAGGGUUAUUGCAAACCACAGACUAAUAAAUGUACAUUUACAUCGAUCUUUAUUUAUAACAACCUCCUGUAAAUAUGCUGUGAAUUAAAAAAAAAAAGCUUCAUUUACAAUUUUUUACUUAUAAAUUGAGCUAUCCUGCAUGAAGCAACAAUAGAAAGCGUAUCUACCGCUCCGGCUCCAUCGGAACAAUUUUUACUGACAGACAGUUAAACUGAAUUACAGUUGAUGGAAAUCGACGCUGAAGUCCUCCUGUCUCGUCCUGUCAGUUUUCUUUCAGUUUCCCUCCUGUCAGACAUGUAUCUCCAGUUAAACAAGAUGUUUUAUUUUUUAUUUUUAUUUUGGGGUGACAGAGCAGCAAAACGCCUUUCAAACACUCCCAAAGUUGACUUUGCAUCAUCGAUGCAUUUAAAUCAAAGCUAAUAGCUUACCUUAAAAAAGACUGCAUACACAACGCUUGCAUUUUUCUGUGAUAAAGAUUAGUGCUGCGUCCAAACCUUUUGCUUGUGCCUAAUCACUCUGACUCAUCAAGGUUAUCUGAUGAUUAAAGGUUACAAACAAAAGUCAAGAGUUGUGACACUGUUGUAAAUGACGACAGCCAGGAGAUGAUACAUAACACACAUGCUAGAUACUCUUUACAACAUAUAAAUAGUAGAAAUAUUUAUAUAUAUAUAUAUCAGGGGUUGAUGUAAAGUCUUCACAUCCUUUGAUACACAUCCAGCUCUCUUUUUACAUUUUACCUAUGUACAGUAGAUCAGCUUUGUCUUUCCUCCUCCUCCCGUAAAGAAGUGAAAUAAACUCACGUUUAACAGAACUGUGGAUUUUAUUUUGAAAACAUCCAAAUUAUGCAAAAUAUGAAAAUAAGGUUUUUGACUCGGGUUAUGCAUCUUGAAGAUUGACACAUAAAACUUUCAACUGACUUUGUUAACACGAUACAGUCCAUUUUGUAUUUAGAUUAUUCAUUUAGUACUUAAAACUAUAAAAAUAUAAGUCCUUUAACUUAGAAACAUUUUUAUUCAAGCAACCAAAACAAAAUAUCCAUAGGACAUAACAGCUUGAAACAUUAAAACCUGUAAUUUUGCAUUAUUUUUUUACUGAUUAGUUGUUUAUUGUUAAAAAAUGUGUUAUAAUAUUAUAUUCAGGUUUGUUUGAAGUGCUGCAGAGAAAAAUAACACACACCCCUCACUGUGGUUCACAUACAGCUAAUCGUGAUUGAAGUGACUUGGUAGAAGCUUUUUGCGGUCAUCACAUACAAAGAAAGGCAAAGAAAGUAGAAAACACAAUAGGAAAAGAAACACAAAGU